Armigeres subalbatus is the source of this 942-nucleotide messenger RNA. RefSeq names its product NAD(P)H-hydrate epimerase (gene Naxe). Gene Ontology annotation, cellular component: mitochondrion. The transcript has 3 exons. NCBI's taxonomy places the organism in Eukaryota, Metazoa, Arthropoda, Insecta, Diptera, Culicidae. Gene Ontology annotation, molecular function: NAD(P)HX epimerase activity. Bases 57 to 863 code for a protein of 268 amino acids. The record is from RefSeq and is a predicted model, not a curated record.
CUUACUUUUCAUCUUAAGUUACUUUUCUUUUGUUUGCCGGCUGGGAGUUGCGUGUGAUGAUUUUCCGAAACCUGAUAAAAAAUUCCGUAAUAUCUAAAAAACUUUUAAAACAAAAUUUCAAUUCAUCAGCAUAUGUUCGGACUGUUACCACAAGCCUCCGCAAGAUGAAAUAUCUCAACCAGCAGGAGGCUAUCAGUGUCGAUGAAGAACUUUUCAACGAAUUCAAAUUUAGCGUCGAUCAAUUGAUGGAGCUGGCUGGGCUCAGCUGCGCUCACGCUAUCAACGAUUGCUAUGGAUCCUCGCGGAGCAAUAUCAAGCGCAAAGUUCUGGUUUGUUGCGGUCCCGGCAAUAACGGAGGUGAUGGUCUGGUAGCUGCAAGACAUCUGGUCUUGAUGAACUUCGAUGCCUACGUCUACUAUCCCAAGCGUACCGAAAAAGAUCUCUUUAUCAACCUGCAGCAUCAGUGUGAAUCGAUGGGAAUCACGGUGAGCAAGGAGUGUCCCAGCUUGGAUUGGGUUGAACAAGAGUUUGGACUAGUUGUGGAUGCUCUGUUUGGGUUCAGCUUCAAACCUCCGGUGCGGGAGUCGUUUUCGCCGAUUAUGGAUGUUCUCAAGCAGACCAGGGUUCCAGUUGUGAGUAUCGACAUACCCAGCGGAUGGCACGUGGAGGAAGGUCCCCAAGACGAAUGCAGCCUUAAACCUGAUUGCUUGAUUUCCCUGACGGCUCCUAAGCUGUGCGCCAAAAAGCUGACCAAUGCCAAACACUACCUUGGAGGGCGAUUUGUUCCGCCUAAAUUACAGGAAAAAUACGCUAUGGAGCUGCCUUUGUAUGAGGGAAAUCAACUUUUCGUAAAAUUAUAUUAACUUGUUUAACGUGCUGUGUAAUUAUGUAGUCUGUUUUUAUUAAAUUCUGUUUAUUAAUCCUUGUUGUAUUAAGUUGUAA